This is a messenger RNA of Solea solea (common sole), 3375 nucleotides long. It is a transcript of the gene gmcl1, whose product is annotated as germ cell-less, spermatogenesis associated. NCBI's taxonomy places the organism in Eukaryota, Metazoa, Chordata, Actinopteri, Pleuronectiformes, Soleidae. Gene Ontology annotation, biological process: germ cell development. The record is from RefSeq and is a predicted model, not a curated record. Gene Ontology annotation, molecular function: protein binding. The coding region runs from base 364 to 1875 and encodes 503 amino acids. The transcript is spliced from 15 exons.
ACGCAGACACGUUACCGACAUCGAAGAAGAAGAAGAGGAAAAACAAAAGCUGGCAUAGACUCGGGGCUGUAACAUCAUCUGCCGUCUCUGCUUUAGUUUGCUUCAAUUCUGCUCCACAAACAUGUAAGUGGAGGCAGCAAGGUUUCAGCUUCUCUGGAGGCUCGUGUUGAGCAACAGCUGCUCUUAACGGACGCUGGGAAUGAGUGAGUUAGCUCGGCAGCUAAGCUAGCUGUGUGAGCUGUUAGCUCUUCUUCUGUGUACUCGCCAUCGUGUGACUGACUGACACACUGUGAGUUUGAUCAUCAGACAAAUUAACCCCGGGUAUCUGCUUCAUUCUGCCCGCUGCUGACCAACAGGAUACAGAUGGGAAAUCUGGGCAGCAGGUUCCAGUCCCCCUCUGAGGGACCAGAGGACACUAUAGAGGGCACAAGUACCAGCCGCAAGCACAGCUGUGAGUGCAAGAAGAGGAAAAGAAAUUCCCCGUGUGACUGUGACAGUGAACAAGAGGAGGAUGACCCCUUAUUAGAUACACCUCGCAGGCACAAACUGAAAAGCACAUCAAGGUACAUUUAUCAAACCUUGUUCCUGAAUGGUGAAAACAGUGAUAUUCGCAUCUGUGCUCUUGGACAGGAGUGGAACCUACACAAACUGUACCUCUGCCAGUCAGGUUAUUUUUCCAGUAUGUUCAGUGGCUCUUGGAAGGAGUCAAACAUGAUGGAAAUCAACUUGGAGAUACCGGACCAGAACAUUGACACUGAAGCUCUACAGGUUGUAUUUGGAUCCCUGUACCGGGACGAUGUUCUGAUCAAGCCCAGCAGAGUCGUUAGUAUUCUUGCCGCUGCUUGUAUGCUACAACUGGAUGGGUUGAUCCAGCAGUGUGGAGAGACCAUGAAGGAAAACAUCAGUGCAAAGACUGUGUGUGGUUACUAUGCCUGUGCCAGCAUCUACGGGUUGGAUUCAGUCAUGAAAAAGUGUCUAGAGUGGCUUCUUAACAACCUGAUGACUCACCAAAAUGUAGAACUGAUGAAAGAACUAGGGGCAGAUGUGAUGGAGCAGCUCAUUCAUUCAUCAGACCUAUUUGUCAUGCAGGUGGAGAUGGAUGUAUACACUGCUCUGAAAAAGUGGAUGUUCCUGCAGCUCAAUCCAUCGUGGGACGGUCCCAUCAAGCAGCUUCUGGCUGACGCAGAUGCCUGGCUAUGCAAACGCAGGACUGAUCUGUGUGAGAAAGAGCCCUUCCUAAACACAGAUGAAGGUGCACAAUUUUGUUCCGUGUUCAAAUACGUCCGUCUCCAGUAUAUAAUCAACGAUUUAGCGUCUGCACGCGUCCUGGAGAGAGAUAAUAUUUUGCCACCCGAUUGGUUGACAUCAGUGUACAAAAACCAGUGGUUUGCUAUGCUCCGCACAGAGUUUGACAAUGACAAUGGUCCCCAGGAAGCAAACAAGGAUGAGUUUGAGCUGAGCAGUAUGAGGUGUGGAAGGAAACUGACAAAAGAUGGAGAUUAUUGCUGGCGAUGGACAGGCUUUAACUUCGGUUUUGACCUGCUGGUGACCUACACCAACCGCUUCAUCGUCUUCAAGAGGAAUACUCUGAGUCAGCCAUGUGGGGGCGCUGUAAGCCUGCAACCACGAAGGCAUUUGGCAUACAGGUUACGUCUUGCCUCCUUUGAUACUCGUGGAAAGUUGGUGUGCAGUCGCUCAACAGGUUACCAGCUUCUCACCCUCGAGAAAGACCAGGAGUAUGUGGUGAUGAACCUGGACAGCCGCUUGUUAUCAUUCCCCCUCUACGUGUGCUGUAACUUCCUGUACACAUCUCCCCAGUUGGACAACCGUCCCGAUUCCUCAGAGCAAGAAAGCUCUGCCCGCAUCGUGUCUUGAUGCCAGUCCAACAGUUUCCAUUCCCGUGGCAACGCCGAGACACUGACACGCACUUGUACAGUAUGUACAGUAUGUACAGUUCCGCAUAUUCAACAGCAUUUCCACCUCAGACCUCUUGUCUUGCCUGUGACUCAGUGAGGUGUGACCGGAAAAUAUUUUAUAACUAUGUAUUCAGUGUUUUGGCACAUUCAGAGUUACCUGUACAUGGAGACGCGUCACAGUGCCUUUUAGAGCAGCUUCACUUCUCCUGUUAAUGUUUGUCAUUAACUGUCUACACUGAGAUCUUGCGACUUCUGUCAAAAAGGAAAUCCUUUGAAAUGGUGGAAAUCCACUUUGGACUCCACUCUACAGAACUUUUUAAAUGGCUGCAUGAUUUUUUUAGACCUGGUGUUUCACUGUACCCUGGGUAAUGAAAACGCCAUGGAACAGUUUUGUGUGUGUGUGCUCGAGGAGCAUUAUCAUUCUGGAAAUGUGGGAACAUCACCAGAGGGUGAACCUGAACCUUUGAAAAGCUUUGACAAACUGCAGAUGAAACCUCAUGCUUUCUAUGAGAUGAGCUGGCAUCAGAAGUUGAUGGUUGAUGUUAUCUUUUGGAUUCUACAGGUCAUCCUAAUCCUGAUGGCUGCAUUAAUGAGAUUACUAUGAAUAUAUGAAAUGUUGAAAAAUAGUUGUUUAAAUGACUUGUAAUGGAUUUUUAUGUUUAUUUUUUAAAUCCAUUGCUUUCCUCCACUGAUGGGUGUGUUUGAACAUUCAACCAAAUCUGGUAAACCUUUUUUUUCACUUUUGUUUUUAAUUGGCACUUGUACAGACCUGACUGUUUACAAUUAUUUGUAUAAGCACAGUAUGGUAAAAAAAAAACAAUCUACACUUGUAAACACAUCAUAAUUUCUGUUGCGAUAGAAUCCAAAGGGUGAUCACGCAAGAGGGAGCGAUACGAGUUUCAUGCAUCUAUAACCUGCUGCCGUUUGAGAUUCAGUGUCGCAUUACACUUGAUUUUUAUCACCUUUUUCCAUCCAUGUUGCAUCUUUACAUUUGGCACCAGCACGGACGGGUGAUGACACUGAACAUGUGGUGAAAACAGGAGCUGUUUUAAGUCUGAACUCCACUGGGUCCAUGGGUUAAUCUCACUUUGUUUUCUCAGUCUUAAAGUCUUUGAUGUGAGCACAUUUUUUCCCAACCCCCUUUGCCACAUUGAGUCCAUUUACAGUUAUGUUGUUCUUUUUUUAAGUGGUUUCAAUUUAUUUUUGCAGUUUUGGACAUCUAUUACCUCAUGCUGAUGAAAACUGACGCGUAAGUCAUUCUUACUCAGUCUGACUUGCCUCUAAACUGACAUCAGGUUAAGACGUUACAGGUGUUUCUUUUUUAUUAUUUGACAUUUAUUUAUUUUUUUAUUCAUUCGUACUUGUACGGAGUUGUUUUUGCAAAGGUAAAAAUAUGUACUUACACUAUGUACUAUCGACUGCCAAUAAAAUGCCCAUAUGUGUGGGCUGUGGUGCUAUA